AUGCCCGAAGCGCUCUCUUCCGCCCAAGCUCUCUACAUUGGGAUGGAGGUGGUGAUUGCCGUGUCAUCUGUAAUAGGAAAUGUGAUGGUGGUUUGGGCGGUGAAAAUUAAUAAAUCACUGAGAGAUACAACAUUUUGUUUCAUUGUCUCCCUGGCCUUGGCGGAUAUUGCUGUGGGAGCGCUCGUCAUUCCUUUGGCGAUAACUAUCAGCAUCGGACUUCAGACUCACUUCUAUAGCUGCCUGCUCGUAGCGUGUACUGUGCUGGUGUUGACUCAAAGUUCCAUCCUCGCCCUUCUGGCUAUUGCCAUAGACCGUUACCUCCGGGUCAAAAUCCCGACCAGCUACAAACGUGUGGUGACCCCAAGACAAGCUGGAAUAGCAGUUGUAGUAUGUUGGACAGUGGCCUUCAUUGUGGGCUUGACACCUAUGUUAGGCUGGAACAACUUACGGAACUUGCAGAGGAAAAACAAUUCCAUCGGCCCUGACCUUAUUGUCACCUGCCAGUUUGAGAACGUCAUCAGCAUGGAAUAUAUGGUCUACUUCAAUUUCUUUGGCUGGGUACUUCCCCCACUGGUCCUUAUGCUGGUCAUUUAUACGGAGAUCUUCUACAUGAUCCACAAGCAGCUGAACAAAAAGGUGACCACCAGUCACAAUGACCCCAACAAGUAUUACGACAAGGAACUUAAACUGGCCAAAUCACUGGCCCUCGUCCUCUUCUUGUUCGCAGUCAGCUGGUUGCCCCUCCAUAUUAUGAAUUGCAUCACACUAUUCUGUCCCAGCUGCCAGAAACCCAUGUUCCUCAUCUACAUCGCCAUCCUGCUCACCCAUGGAAACUCUGCCGUCAACCCCAUCGUCUAUGCUUUCCGCAUCAAGAAGUUUCGUACCGCCUUUCAAAGGAUCUGGAAACAGUAUUUCUGCUGCAAGGAGGCUCCUCCUCCAGAGAAUCAGCUGAGUGAGAGGUUGAACAAUCACCAUGUACUGCCUCAGCUGGAGCAAAACAGCGUCUGAC
This is a messenger RNA of Chanos chanos (milkfish), 1009 nucleotides long. It is a transcript of the gene adora1b, whose product is annotated as adenosine A1 receptor b. NCBI's taxonomy places the organism in Eukaryota, Metazoa, Chordata, Actinopteri, Gonorynchiformes, Chanidae. Bases 1 to 1008 code for a protein of 335 amino acids. The transcript has 2 exons. Gene Ontology annotation, cellular component: synapse; plasma membrane; dendrite. Gene Ontology annotation, biological process: G protein-coupled adenosine receptor signaling pathway. Gene Ontology annotation, molecular function: G protein-coupled adenosine receptor activity. The record is from RefSeq and is a predicted model, not a curated record.